CCUCUAUCUCUCCUCUCAUCACCUCUCUGCUAACAGAACCAGAUACGCCUCCUCUUUCCCUGUUUCCUCUUCUCUUCUCUUCUCUUCUCCUUUCUUCACCCUCCCCUCUCACUAACGCUCUAGGCAUUCCACUAUUACCCUCAUCCCCUCUGAACUGUUUUCUGCCUCUCCUCUUUGUUUCUGUGAAGCAAAGGACCUCAUUGGCGACAGAGAACAACCUAGAUUUGCUCAAAUCCAACGUUAGCAACCAUUCUCAGAUGGAAGCAAUGAAUACAUCAUUUCCACAUGUCACGAUUAGGGGACCAGAAGAAACCAACGGCAAUGCUGCUGAAUUGGAGGAUUUCAAGCGUUGUGUUGAUGAAAUGUUCACAAAGGUUGAUGAGCUUGAGGAACAAUUGAACAAAGUUGAACAGUUCUACUCUAUCUCAAGUAAAAAGCAAUUGAACACUUCUAAAGGUAGCUCAAUUAUGAAAGACAGAGAUAAGGAGAAACAGAUUGCUUGUUUCAAAAAGCGGCAGCAGGAUGCAUCACAUAGAGAAGCAGCUGCUGCAAGGAGAAUGCAAGAACUUAUACGUCAAUUUGGCACAAUAUUACGUCAGAUCACUCAACACAAGUGGGCAGGGCCAUUUAUGCAACCCGUGGAUGUUGUAGGUCUUGGUUUGCACGACUACUAUGAGGUUAUUGAGAAGCCCAUGGACUUUAGUACUGUUAAAAAGAAAAUGGAGGCCAAGGAUGGUACUGGAUAUAAGAACGUCCGAGAAAUAUGUGCAGAUGUGAGGCUGAUUUUUAAGAAUGCUAUGAAAUAUAAUGAUGAAAGGGAUGAUGUCCAUGUGAUGGCCAAAACUUUGUUGGCUAAAUUUGAGGAAAAGUGGCUGCAACUUUUGCCGAAAGUUGAUGAAGAGGGAAAAAGGCGAAAAGAGGAGGAAGCAGAGGCACAUUUUGAUACACAGCUUGCUCAGGAGGCUGCUCAUGCCAAAAUGGCUAGGGAUUUAAGUGCUGAGCUUGAUGAGGUUGAUACGCAUUUGGAACAACUCAGAGAAAUGGUGCUUCAAAAAUCCAGGUUCAUUUUAAUAUCUUAAACAGAUUUUCAACUUCAUUGGUUCUCCUUUAAAAUUAUUAGCUCUAUUGAUAUGGAUGGUGUGCAAUAGUUCCCCAUUAAUCUUAUCUAUGUCAUUUUUAUGGUCAUUUCUUUAAUAAGGUUUCUUGGGCAUUGAGAAAUUUCAACCAUCUUUCAAAUAUGCAAAUGAUUCGGUAGAAUUAGGGAGACUUCACCUUGUAGGCUCUCAAGAAAACCAUGGUUCCUCCUGUAAUCUGGAUCCAUAGAUGGUAAACAUGGUCACAACUUUUCUUGCAAAGGUAGCUACUGUUUUUUUUUUUCAAAUAGGUGUCUUAGGGCUUUUUUUGCAUUUGUAGAAUUUAUUUCUUUUUUCAUAGCCAAUUCUGAUACUAUAGUAUGCGUUACUUUUUCCUCUAUUUUUGGGUGUUCCUAAUCUGACAUCUCCUAUGUGUGUUUAGUUCUGAAACUGACAUUUGGAUUGCUGUAUCUUCGCAAUACAGGUUGUUUAUCACCAUCUAUAGCAACAAAAAACUUUGAACUGGUUAUAAAAUACUUGAAAGGGAGUUGACAUGGAGGCCUACUUCUUGUUAUCUUAAUGUCUCCAACCUAGAGACCAUUCUGCAGUGCUAAAAGCUUGACUAUCAGACCAUCAAACAAUUUUGUUUAUUAGGUCAGUUAGUUUAUGUGAUAAGAACACUUGAUAGGUCUAUGCCUGGUUCUCCUCCCAGCUUGAUCCAACAUUGACUGGGGUCAGCCCUUGUUAAUUGCCUUUAUUUAAAUAUUUCCUAUUCUAAGACUAUUAAUAAUUAAUGUCAUCACCAUAUAUAAUCCAAUGGCUCCAUCAAUAUCUCUGAAUUUUCGGAACAGUUAUUCCCUUUCUUUUUUCUUACUUUGGAGUUAUGGAGAUUAGUAAACUUUGAUGCAAUUGGUAAUAUUCAUUUGUUAAUCCUUGGUUUGGAUGAACUUCAAAAUGUGAAAAGUCUUAAAUCUUGUUGACAUUAGUCAAUGAAAACUGCUUAAUUGACAUUUUCCUAUUCACAAGUGUUGAUUUCUUUCAUAUGUUACUCUAGUUACUCUGUCACAAUAUCGAGCACAGGUAGUCACAAGUAGUUGGUGCAAUUCUAAAAUCAUGCUUAUUUUGUGUAUGGUUCAAGUGAGGGAAAAUCACAACUGACUGUGUCAUUUUAUUUUCCAUUCAUGACUGCAUUGCCUUGUACUACAAAAGUUGAUUUUUAAAGAACUAUUUCUUGGGCCAGCAGUCUCAUGUAGUCAUAGAUGGCCAAAUUCUUAUAUAUUUAGUUCACAGUUUGCGAAACACAUAUACAUCACUAUGUAAGGUCCCUUUAUGGAACUGUUAGCAACUUAGCAUGGAGUGGGAAAAUGGUACAUCAAUAAAGAACCUCAAAUUGAGCUGAGAAUGUAACAACAUUCCAUAGGAUUGGGCCUUAGACUUCUCCCGGGGAUUCAUUUAUGGCUUGCACUAUUUAGACAUGCAUUAGUAUCAAAAGAUGUGCUGAGGAUGAAAGUUGAUAAUAUGGGGUAUUAUAUUGUAGUCAUUACAAUAGCUAGAAAAUUGCAAAAUAGAUAUUAAGUGGGUGGUAUUUUCUCUAAGAUUGCUAACCAUUUAAUAUCGUCAACUGCAAUAUUGGAUCGCUGGUGUCAUUUUGGCUAUGGUAAGUGGCCCGGUUGAGUUACAAUUUCCUUCAAUAUCAGUGCAGCACGGUUUAUAUACAUAGGAUGCUAGUCAUGAAAAUUGUGUAUCUUACACAUUCUAUUUGCAUCUGCAAUAUAUGCUUACAUUGAAAUACACAGUACCCUUUGAGGAUAUGAGUGAGACUGACCCAACUGUGUACUCCAUUAUUUUAGUAUCCCUGUAUUAAUAAAUGCUAAGUGUGAAAUGAUUCUUUUAGAAAAAUGACUACUGAAGAGAAAAGAAGACUUGGGACAGCUCUCACCCGUUUGUCUGCUGAAGAUCUAAAUAAGGCACUGCUAAUUGUUGCUCAAAAUAACCCAAGCUUCCAACCAACGGCUGAAGAGGUGGACCUUGACAUGGAUGCUCAGGUCAUCAUUUUUCCUCCACCACUUCGUCCGUCUGUCUUUCAUAGAUGCUUACACUCUUUAUGUUGUACACGACAUGAGUCAUUGACUGUAUCGUGUGCUUUCUGCAGACUGAAUCCACGUUGUGGAAGUUGAAGUUCUUUGUGAAGGAUUCUCUGGAGGUUCAGGGAAAAACUUCUGCAAGCAUGGGUGGUGGCAACAUCAACAAUAACAUUCCCACGAAUCAAAACAAUAACAACAAUAACAAUAAACGAAAAAAAGAGAUUUGUGAUGCUCUUGCCAAGACUUCUCAGAAAAGGAGCAAAAAGGUCUCCUCUUAAUAGGCAUUACAGCUUUUGUUUUAGUUAGGUUAACUGUUUGUUUUGUUGUAAUUAGUCGUUUCUGCCACUGAAAAUUCCUUACGGUACGGAGGUGGUUCUUCAAAUUAUUAGCAAGUCGACUGCACAUUGUGAUCCUUACGAGUGUGUGUAGGCAAAGAAAGAGAGAAGAGAGAAGAGAGGGAAAGAAAAGAAAG
Messenger RNA from Ilex paraguariensis (yerba mate), 3629 nucleotides. NCBI's taxonomy places the organism in Eukaryota, Viridiplantae, Streptophyta, Magnoliopsida, Aquifoliales, Aquifoliaceae. The record is from the annotation of a GenBank genome assembly.